Molecule: messenger RNA, 2604 nt
Organism: Amborella trichopoda
Lineage: Eukaryota; Viridiplantae; Streptophyta; Magnoliopsida; Amborellales; Amborellaceae
Product: putative pectinesterase/pectinesterase inhibitor 35
Biological process (GO): cell wall modification
Molecular function (GO): pectinesterase activity; enzyme inhibitor activity
Source: RefSeq, a predicted model, not a curated record
ACUUGAACCCACUCUUUUCCUUCAAAAAUGUCUCUAGAGGGCCUCUGGCUUUACAAGUUGCUCCGCUUCAGUCCAACAAGCCAUGAGAAAAAACCAGCUUUCCAUUACUCAAUGAUGUUCCUUCUAAUCCUUCUCAUUAUGACAGCAUCCAUUGUUGCCACAGUUAAGCUCUCUAGCCCCAAGAACCAACACCCAAUUCCUCACAUUAAUGCAGUUUCAAAAGCCAGAAUCUCAGCUUGCAAAACCACACUUUACCCCAUUGCCUGUGAAUCAUCGAUGGCUAGCUUCGCUCAACACACAUCGAACCCCGUUCGCCUCUUCGAGCACUCAGUUCGGUACGCCAUGGACCGAGCUGUCUCGGCUAGGGACCUCGCUUUGAAUUUGACAAAUACAGGAAUGGUGCACGGAAAGUUCACAUAUUCGGGUAUGAAUGAUUGCUUGGAGCUUUUAGAGGACAGUAUAGGCCAACUUUUCGACUCACUUGAUGAGCGAAAAAGGCCGAGUCCCGAUGAUAUUCAUACUUGGCUUAGUUCAGCUCUAACAAAUCAAGCUACUUGCCUUGAAGGUCUAGAAAAACUGAAAAUCAAGGCCUUGAAGGACUUAAUGGAUGCUAGGGCCCUUGGUCUCAUGCAGGAUAUAAGUAACACUUUGGCUCUUUACAAGUAUUCUUGGAGAAAAUUUACACCACCCAAAACUCGUAGAUUGCUAUCAAUCACUGAUAAUAAUGGUGAUGAUGAUGAUAAUGUUUAUAAUGGGUUUUUUUCAAAAUGGGCUUUUAAAUUGUUUUCCAGUAGUGAUCUUAGGGAUAGAAUCCUUAUUAGUAAUAAUAGUAAAGGCCAUGAUAGCAAUAGUAUUAAAAACAUUGGUGAUGAUAAUAAACCUCAUAAUAUGGGUGGGGAAUUUCGAAAAUUAGUUUCCUUUACAAGUUCAUCAUCUAAUUUACCCUCUAAUAACAUUAGUACUAAUAUUGUUGGUGCUAGUACUCAUAAGAAAGAAACUAAUGAAAAUGUGUAUGAGGCCCAAUCGAAAGGCGGAUUUCCGGAGUGGGUGUCAGUCGCAGAGCGGAGGCUUCUAGAAGCUUCUAGAGAGGAGAUAAAGCCCCAAGCCGUGGUGGCAUUGGAUGGGAGCGGGACCCACAUGAGCUUGGCUCAAGCCUUGAAAGCCGUUCCCGGUGGGUCGGGCCGGCAGGUCAUUUAUAUGAAGACAGGGGUAUAUAAGGAAACCAUAAAAAUUCCAAGGUCGCAUAGUAACGUUAUGUUGGUGGGAGAUGGGAAGGGGAAAACGAUCAUAACCAGCAAUCAUAACGCCGAGGAUGGGUGGACAACUUUUCAGUCGGCAACUUUUGCGGCGACUGGACCAGGGUUCAUGGCAAGGGAUAUAACAUUCGAGAACACAGCAGGACCCGCCAAGCACCAAGGUGUGGCCCUCCGGUUGGGGUCCGACCGCUCCGUCAUCUACCGCUGCAGUAUCGUCGGGUACCAAGACACACUUUACGCUCACUCGAACCGUCAAUUCUACAGAGAGACCGACAUCUAUGGCACUGUUGACUUCAUCUUCGGAAAUGCAGCGGCGGUCUUCCAAAGUUGCAACCUCUAUGCAAGAAAGCCUAUGUCUGACCAAAGGAUAACAUACACGGCCCAAGGCCGCAAAGACCCAAAUCAGAAUACCGGAUUUUCAAUACACAAUUGUAAGAUCACGGCAGCCUCCGACCUUGUCCCAGUAAAAAGCAGUAUUCCUACAUAUCUCGGCCGGCCAUGGCAAGAAUUUUCGAGAACAGUAAUAAUGCAAUCCUUUUUAGAUGAUUUAAUAAGGCCAGCCGGAUGGCUAGAGUGGUCCGGAAAUUUCGCUCUUAAAAGUUUGUACUAUGGGGAGUACAUGAACAAGGGGCCGGGCGCCGGUCUGUCAGACCGGGUCCGGUGGCCGGGGUACAAAGGGGAGCUGACUGUUGAUGAUGCAACCAAAUUUACUGUGGCUCAAUUCAUAUCUGGGAAUUCUUGGUUACCUGCAACUGGCGUAUCCUUCGACUCGGGGCUCAUUGCUUAGGCUGCAACUGGGGUAUCCUUAGACUCGGGGCUCAUUGCUUAGGCUUCAACUUUGCUUCACGCUUUAUUCGGAGAUGGGGAUUCGGGAAUUUGUUUUGGUUAUUGGGACUUAUAACCUUGCUUUUUUGGCUUAUUAUCCCUUGCGUUUGCAUUCCUCGUGUGCAUGUUAGACACGUGUAGGGUCGCAUGUUGAUAGACUGGGUUACGUGUGCACGUAGUUUUCUAGUGAAAAAGAAAGAAUUUUCACUUUUUUGGGUUGGUAAUUCUCUGGCUUUUGAAAGACAGAAAUGCCCCUAGUGGAAUUGAUGAGUGGGACUUGGAAAUUGGGUCAUGGUUAUGGGGGGUAUUUUAGUCUUUCUUCAGAACUGAGAAGACCAAGUUUGUUUGUCCUCUGAUGUAUGUUAGCUGUGAUUGGGAGGGUAUUUGUGUUAUUUUUGGGAUUCAAAACCCAAAUUUGUAGUUGAUUUUUUCUGCUACCAAUAAUUAGAUGUCAAUGAUAAUUGUACAUUUUCAAGUGUCAAUCUUAUAUAAGAUAUUAAUCUGAAGGAAAGGUAUACAAUGA